Molecule: messenger RNA, 1293 nt
Organism: Paramisgurnus dabryanus
Lineage: Eukaryota; Metazoa; Chordata; Actinopteri; Cypriniformes; Cobitidae
Source: RefSeq, a predicted model, not a curated record
AAAAAAACCAUUGUAUUGUGUGUAACAUUUGUGAUUCUGACACAACCUUCCUUUCCUUGACAGACCUCUUUACAGGUUUGUGUUUAGGCACUAGUCAGUUAUUUUCAAGCUGCCUCCUGAUUAUUUUCACUUGUAAAAGCCCUGAAUCAUCAGUCCUGCUGAACCGCCUGCAGACUAACAACACAAACAGGUGGAUUGUGAGUGAAGCUCUGCAGGUCCGCCAUUGGCUUGAUAACAGUGGUUUAUGUGAAUUCAGUGAAUUCAAUUUAUAAAUCAAUCUUUCACCAAGCAUUCACCUAUUUAUUGACAAAACAGAUUCAAAAAAGAUUAAAUCGAUUAUGGAUUUAACAAGUAUAACGACUCUCAUCUACUAUGUGAGUCUCCUGAUGAGCGGCUACCACUGGGACUUUGACAACAUUUUUAAUGGCGAAAAUACAAUUUCUGAUUCUGACAGACCAAAACUUAAGCCAGGUGAUCUUAUUUUGAGGGCUGCAGAACAUAAAGUUGGGAGACUAUUUUUCCAUGCUGGGGUUAACACUGAAGACAAUGAAGUCAUUCACUUUCAAUUCGAAACAGUCAACGACCAGUCGAAAUUUUCCUGGAGUGCAUCUUCAAAGGGAAAACGCAAAAUCAGCAAAGAAAGUGUGAGUAGUUUCAUUGAGGAUCAGCCUUACUGGGUUUUCCGUUUGAAAUCUGGCAUCCCUAAAGACUUCAAGGACAAAGUAAAGAGGGGAAUGAACUUUAAAGAGGAGUACCAUCUAUUGACAAACAACUGUCUACAUUUUGCCCUCAGACUACUGGGUGUGACACAGGAAGAGAAUGAUAGCUUCAUGGACAGAAGGGCAAAGAACAAUUUUGAGGAGGAUUCUGCAAAUAACAUAUGGACAAAUGACAACAGUCUUUCACCACUAAUCGGGAAUCGUGUACACAAUGGGGAUGUCUACAACAUGAUGACCCAAACCACCAGCAUGUCCGCUUUUAUGACACACUAUGUGAAAACCCUUUAAGCUAUACAUGAUCUUCAGUAGCAAUUUCAGUCAAUCACUUCAUUAUUAUAUUUGGCAACAGACAAGUUAAAAGUUUAUUAUCUGUUUUAUGUUACAUCUUUGGAGUUUUUGUUUCCUUGCUGGUCAUCUCUGGCUUUCUCAUGUAUUUUUUUGACUAAUCACCUUUUCACUAUUCACAUUUUUGUAUCAUUUUUGUCUAUUUAAAUGUUAACAUGUACAAUGGAUGUUUAAACAAUAUACUUUUUUGGACAUUGAACAUACACUAUAAAUUCUAUUAGAAUAAACA